This is a messenger RNA of Lontra canadensis (Northern American river otter), 848 nucleotides long. RefSeq names its product alanine and arginine rich domain containing protein (gene AARD). The transcript has 2 exons. The record is from RefSeq and is a predicted model, not a curated record. Lineage: Eukaryota; Metazoa; Chordata; Mammalia; Carnivora; Mustelidae. Bases 1 to 459 code for a protein of 152 amino acids.
AUGGGCCCCGAGGACUCCCACCGCCGCGGACCCCCCGGAGACCCAGGCAGUGACGGGCUGUGGCCCCCCGCCCCCCGUCCCGCGCGCGGCUCCCCCGGGGGCAGCAAGAGCAUGAACCGCCAGGAGGAGGCCCACGCCGCCCGCCCGCGGCUGGAAGACCUCAGGCGGCGGCAGACGCGCGCCUGGCAGCGGACGGUGCCGCGCGGGAGCUCCGGGCGCCCUAGGGCGGAGGCGGGGCCGGAGGCCGAGGCGCCGCGAGACCCGCCGGGCACCGCGCACGUCGGGACCGCCCUGGCCGGGCUGCGCGCCGAGCUGCUGGAAAUGCGUUUCCAAAACCACCAGCUGGCCAAAACUUUACUGGAUUUAAACAAGAAAAUGCAACGAUUGAAAAAGGAAUAUGAACUGGAAAUUGCAUCCGAAUCUCAAAGCUCUGAACGUAACAUUGGGAAUCUGGAAUAAGGAAGUGCACACUUGAAGAUCUGAACCCUAAAAACAACACAGACAACUCCAAAAACAAUUCUGAUAGAAACAUUAUGGAUGCUCUAAGAUUUUAGGGGCAGUUUGUAGGCCAAAAACUUAGAUGCUGUUGGGAAGUGACAGAAAGCAUUUAAGAGAAGGGAGAGAGAAAAUGGUGUAUUAUCAAGUUUUAAAGUUAUAUAGUCAUAGUUUUGGCUGGGAAAUUCAAGUGAAAAAAAUGCAAUGAAGAAGGCCUAAGACUGGUUUUUAGCUUUCUAUCUUGUGCUACUUCCAAUUUGCUGGCAUUACCUGAACUUUUAGAAUCUGUGCAUGUUUUUAAUUGAUUAUUCUUGGUUUGUCUGUCCAGUUAGCUUUCAGUGUCUCCCCCUCCC